GGAGGAGUUGGCCGAGUCUUGAAGUAUAAUCAUCGUGCAUGCAUUUUGGUGCCUCUUUCUUUCUCCUUUCUUAUUCUGCAUGCACACGCCUCCUUUCUCUCUCUGUUCCACCCUCUCUUCUCUCUCCAGUCACCCUCCUUUCAAAUCUCUCUCCGAUUCUUCUCCUCCGUUCAGAUUCCGACUACCUUCCGAUCAAUAUUCGCUUUGCCGCUCCUCCACGCGAAUGCCAAUCCCAAAUUAACCGCAGCACUCGCCGCGCCUCCACUCCCUAAAACUUCCGGCGACCAGAGCUACUCCUCGCUAGCUUCCGGCGAAGCAGAUUAGCAUCUCGAGCUUCUAUCUUCGGCUUAAUUUCUUGAAAAUAGAGCUUGUGGAAUUGAAGUUGAAAAUGGAGUCAAGGAGUUGCAUGAACGUGGCAUGCGCCACCUUAACUUCGAUUCGGUGGCGCAAAGGUUGGGCCCUGCGAUCCGGCGAAAUCGCCGAUCUCUGUGAUAAGUGCGGUUCUGCUUACGAGCAAUCAACAUAUUGUGAUAUGUUCCACUCAAAUGAUUCUGGUUGGAGAGAAUGCACUUCAUGUGGCAAGCGUCUCCAUUGCGGAUGCAUUGCUUCCGUGUCUCAGCUUGAAUUACUAGAUACUGGUGGUGUAAGCUGUAUAAGCUGUGCAAGGAGUUCAGGACACCAACCUGUUGCAAGUAAUGAAAAGCCCAAUGUAUCUGGGACAUCAAAGGUAAAAAAUGUAGGUGCACAGCAGUGCAGAUCUCUGGCUAACCAAUUAAAUGUGAGGGGUACGCAAGCAGGGCAUUAUGCAGAGAAUGAUGGGCUUAGGUGCUGGCUCAAACCCCAUAAUCUUGAAACAGAUGGACCAUCUACAGAAAUGAAACCAGAAAUUUUUCCUUCUGUUGGAGAACUUGGAAGCACUUUGAUAUCACAAUUUCAUUGUGAGUCUAAUGGAUCAUUUAAGGCUUCCAAAGCAGAGAACUGUAAGGCUGACACUGACAUGCGAGAUAUAUAUGAGUCAUUAGCACAGACAAAUUUGAGUAUGACCCUUGCUGCCCCUUUAGGAAAUUCAAAUCCCUUUCAUAGUGCUGUUGUUGAUGAGAGGGAACAAAGUAAAACACCUCCUCCACUUUUGUUGGGGUCAAGGUCUCGCCAUCUUUUACCUAAGCCCCCCAGGUCAACUCUUGGUACAGGCUUAGAAGCAAAUGCAGGCAUGGUAUCCCAGAUUCGUGUAGCAAGGCCUCCUGCUGAAGGACGGGGGAGGAAUCAGUUGCUUCCACGUUAUUGGCCUAGGAUUACUGAUCAAGAGCUGCAACAAAUAUCAGGAGAUUCAAAUUCCACAAUUGUGCCACUCUUUGAAAAGAUGCUUAGUGCAAGUGAUGCUGGUCGAAUUGGUCGCUUGGUUUUGCCAAAAGCAUGUGCUGAAGCAUAUUUCCCUCCAAUCUCUCAACCUGAAGGCCUUCCUUUACGAAUCCAAGAUGUGAAAGGAAAAGAAUGGAUGUUCCAAUUUAGAUUUUGGCCAAAUAAUAACAGUAGGAUGUAUGUUUUAGAAGGUGUAACGCCCUGCAUUCAGUCUAUGCAAUUGCAAGCUGGAGAUACUGUAACAUUUAGCCGGAUGGACCCUGAGGGGAAACUUAUAAUGGGGUUCAGGAAGGCAACAAAUUCUACAGCAGUACAGGAAACACUACCGUCUAAUAUGCCCAAUGGUUCUCAUUCAAGUGAAACUUCCUAUUCUGGUGUUUAUGAGAAUCUACCUAUAUUAAGUGGUUACUCUGGCCUUCUUCAGUCACAAAAGGGAUGUGCAGAAACCCACCUAAAUGUGCUAUCUAAAAACUGGAACUCAGCUGGUGGUGACAUGAAUUGGCAUAACAUUGACAUGCCCGAAAACAGGAAAAGAGAGGGGCUACCUUUGCCACAUGUGGUGGUUCCUGAGAAGAAAAGAACUCGGAAUAUUGGAUCAAAAAGCAAGAGGUUACUUAUUGAUAGCCAGGAUGCACUGGAGCUGAAACUUACUUGGGAAGAAGCUCAAGAUUUGCUCCGUCCACCUCCAACUGUUAAACCAAGCAUUGUUAGGAUUGAGGAUCAUGUGUUUGAAGAAUAUGAAGAGCCUCCCGUCUUUGGAAAGAGGAGUAUAUUCGUAGUUCGAUCAACCGGGGUAAAUGAGCAGUGGACACAGUGUGAUAGUUGCUCAAAAUGGCGGAAGUUGCCAAUUGAUGUACUUAUUCCCCCAAGGUGGACAUGUAUGGAGAAUUUAUGGGAUCAGAGCAGGUGUUCAUGUUCUGCUCCCAGUGAAUUGAACCCAAGGGAACUGGAUAAUCUUCUGAGACUGAACAAAGAAUUCAGGAAACAAAGAUUGGCAGCAAUCCACAGACCAUCCCUGGAACAUGAAUCUUCAGGAUUGGAUGCUUUGGCAAAUGCAGCCGUACUCGGAGAUGAUGCAAGUGACUCUGGCAGGACACCAGUCGUCACCACUACAAAACAUCCUCGGCAUAGACCUGGGUGCUCCUGCAUUGUCUGUAUCCAGCCACCAAGUGGGAAGGGCAAACACAAACCUACAUGCACCUGUAAUGUGUGCAUGACAGUUAAACGUCGAUUCAAAACCCUGAUGAUGCGAAAGAAAAAGCGUCAAUCCGAACGUGAGGCAGAGAUUGCUCAGAGAAAUCAGUUAUCAUGGCGGACCAAGGAUGAAUCAGAAGUAGUAGACAGCACCUCUCGACAUUUAACUCCAGUUGAUGUUUCAGAGAAUGAAGCGAGGGUGCCAAAUGAGUUGGAUUCUAGGAGUCAAGACCAUGUGGCUGAAGCUGCCAAAGGACAAUUAGACUUGAAUUGCCAACCUGAUCGAGACGACGUGCAGGCUGGGCCAAACAAUGUGAGCAUGACGAGUCUUCUUGAAGAAGCAAAUCUCCCUCUUGAGACCUACCUGAAGCAAAAUGGUCUUACUAGCUUGAUAUCAGAGCAGCAAACAAAUUCAGCGUCAAAUGUGCAGGCACAAACAACGAAUGAGAGUGAGGGAAGACAUAAUGAGGAUUGCGGUACUGCUUCGGUUAUUCGUGAGCAGGAAAGCAGUCCUGAAGAGAACAGUGGGCAAGAUAAACAAAACAAUUCACCCUCAUGAAGUCUUGCCAGUUUCAUUUUCUUUUUCCUUUUUUACUCCGAAAUCAUUUCACAAGAAUCCUUCUUACAUAAAUUAUAAAAUUAUAGGUUGUUGAUUUGUAUGUCUAUAUUGGUUUUUGCUUUUGUCUGUAUCUUGUGGUUGUGAAAUUUCCCCACAAACUCAAUAAGCUUUAUAUGCUGAAGUUUGUGUUUUAGGUUGUAAACUAGUGAGGCAAGGAGUUGAAGAAAAGCACCUCCAUGCCAAGUCAUAACAUACGUGGUUUUGUUUCUUUUGUGUGUGUGGUGUGUUUGAAUAAGCAUUGUUUGUCUUCUC
Messenger RNA from Abrus precatorius (Indian licorice), 3424 nucleotides. Its product is annotated as B3 domain-containing transcription repressor VAL2-like. Gene Ontology annotation, molecular function: zinc ion binding; DNA binding. The record is from RefSeq and is a predicted model, not a curated record. Lineage: Eukaryota; Viridiplantae; Streptophyta; Magnoliopsida; Fabales; Fabaceae. The transcript has 13 exons. Bases 389 to 3112 code for a protein of 907 amino acids.